Messenger RNA from Schizosaccharomyces cryophilus OY26, 1936 nucleotides. Its product is annotated as peptidase family M17. Gene Ontology annotation, molecular function: manganese ion binding; metalloaminopeptidase activity. The record is from RefSeq and is a predicted model, not a curated record. NCBI's taxonomy places the organism in Eukaryota, Fungi, Ascomycota, Schizosaccharomycetes, Schizosaccharomycetales, Schizosaccharomycetaceae. The transcript has a single exon. The coding region runs from base 234 to 1793 and encodes 519 amino acids. Gene Ontology annotation, biological process: proteolysis. Gene Ontology annotation, cellular component: cytoplasm.
UAUUCUUACUCAUUGAAAUUAUAUUGUCCGCUACCUUCUUUCUACCAAUCACUUCUUGAUAAAGGAAAAAAUCGCGAAAAUAACAUUUUUAGAGAAUAUAAAGUCAGUGACAUAUUUACUGGUUGAUUCAUAAAAUCAUUUUUAUUUUCUUUACCAGAUUUUGCUUUUAUUUUAUUUGAAAACGGUAAAACUCAUAACUUACAUCACUUACGUUUCCUAAAUUUGUGCCCAUCAUGAAAGGAACAGGAUUAAGUACUAGAAACUUUUGUUGGUCUUCGAUUUCUUCUCUUUUGCUGCCAAAAGUUCCGUUGGCUACUACCAAAGCCGACUCGUUGAUUUUGGGAGUUCGUCGUGACAAGAACGCAAUCUUGGAAGAAUUCCGUAAAGUAACCGAUUUGUUUUUCGAGACGAAACCUGAAGAUAAUGAUGUUCGUUUGUUUUGGAAUGUACAUGGAUAUACCCGUCUAGCUAUCGUACAAUUAAGUGAUCAAGUAACUGAGAAAUCAAUCAGAACCGCUGCUGCUGAAGCUUCUCGUUUGUUAAAAUCGAAUGGUGCAAAAUCCAUUGCCGUUGAUGGUAUGGGAUUUCCCAAGGACGCUGCUCUUGCCUCAGCAUUGGCUACUUUUGAUUUCUCCAUGAGAAGAGACCAUUUGGCCGUUUUGCAAGAUGGAAAACAUGUGCCAAAAAGUGAAUUGUUCUCUACUCCUGCACCAGAAAAGAUUUCCCUUCAGUUGUUCACUCCUUCUUCUUCUUCCAAGGAAGCGACAUCGGCUGCUGAGUCCAAAUUUCAUGAAGGUUUAGUUGAGGCUUCUGCUCAGAAUAUGGCUCGUUCUCUAAUGGAAUGUCCGGCCAAUUACCUUACUUCUAUCCAAUUUUGCAACUUUGCCAAAGAGCUUUUCAAGGAUUCUCCAAACGUUGAUGUUGAGAUCCACGAUGAGAAAUGGAUUGAUGAGCAACGUAUGAAUGGCUUGUUGUCCAUCAAUGCUGGUUCUGAUAUUCCUCCUAGAUUCUUGGAAAUCAAGUAUCGUGGUGCGACCAACGCAAGCGACAGUUCCGCUGCUGACGAAUGGCUCGGUCUUGUCGGCAAAGGUAUUACUUUUGAUGCUGGUGGUAUUAGCAUCAAGCCUUCAAUGAACAUGAAGGAGAUGCGUGCCGACAUGGGUGGUGCCGCAGUCAUGCUUUCAGCUAUCUACGCAAUGAAUCAACUUUCUUUGCCUGUCAACACUGUCUUUGUGACUCCUUUGACUGAAAAUCUUCCUUCCGGCUCUGCCGUCAAACCAGGUGAUGUUAUCUUUAUGCGCAAUGGUUUAAGUGUCGAAGUCGAUAACACCGACGCUGAGGGUCGUCUUGUCCUUGCCGAUGCCGUUCACUACAUCACCUCAAAUUACUCCACGAAAGCCGUUUUGGAAGCUAGCACCUUGACAGGUGCCAUGUUGGUCGCACUUGGUAAUGUUUAUACUGGUGCUUUUGUUCAAGGAGAAGAGCUUUGGAAAAAACUCGAAUCUUCCGCCGAGACAGCUGAUGAUCUCUUCUGGCGUAUGCCCUUCCAUGAUGCUUAUUUGAAGCAAUUAACUGGCUCAUCGAAUGCUGAUCUGUGCAAUGUCAAUCGCGCUAGUGGUGGUGGUGCAUGUGUUGCUGCCGCUUUCAUUAAAUGCUUUUUAGCCAAGAAGGAUGUUUCGUUUGCCCACCUUGACAUUGCUGGUGUGAUGGACAAAAAAUUGAAUGCCUGGGAUUGUGAUGGUAUGAGCGGCCGCCCUGUUCGUACCAUUGUUGAAUUGGCUCGUAAAUAUUAAACCCAAAAUAGAAAAGAUUAUUCCGUAUCAACCUUCCUUUCCUUCGAAGUAUAGUUUACGACUUAAUAGGAAUAAGAUUAUAUGACCUUUGACCGGUUUUUUAUUGUUCUACCCAUACAAUUAAGGAAUUUAAAUACAAGCUU